Molecule: messenger RNA, 946 nt
Organism: Boeremia exigua
Lineage: Eukaryota; Fungi; Ascomycota; Dothideomycetes; Pleosporales; Didymellaceae
Product: complex I intermediate-associated protein 30-domain-containing protein
Exons: 2
Coding region: 39-872 (277 amino acids)
Biological process (GO): mitochondrial respiratory chain complex I assembly; mitochondrial electron transport, NADH to ubiquinone
Cellular component (GO): mitochondrion
Source: RefSeq, a predicted model, not a curated record
CUUCCCUCGACCAGAAUUGAUACUGACCAUUAAUCACAAUGCGCCCAACAGCACAAUGCUUUGCGCCCAAGGGCUUCAUGUCCCGCAGCCUGGAUGAAUUCAAACGCCUCUCGCAGGUUGCUCUCAAACUUGAAGGCCUGAGCACUCCCCGCAAAGCGUUUCCUCUGGUCCGCUUCAAUGAUGCCGAGGAUCUGGAAGGAUGCAAGAAAAUGAGCGACAAGGACAUCGGCGGCUUUUCAACCGUUAAUCUCGAUCACCACCCCGUCACCCAGACUGCGCCCGCACACGUAUGUUUCCACGGCACCAUAUCGACACAGCUACCCCACAAUCAACCGCACAUUCAGAGGACAGGAUAUGCAGGGUGGAGGACACUCGAGCGGGGUCGCACUAUCUUUGGCCCUUCGUACUGGGAUGUCAGCAUGUACGGCUACUUGGCCAUGCAGUUCAAGUCGGACGGGCGCAAGUACUUCGUGAACGUGCAGACCGAUUCAAUCGUGCCUACAGACAUCCAUCAGCAUCUGCUGCAUUCAAAGACUCCGGGAGAGUGGGAGACCGUGCUCAUCAAGUGGAGCGAGUUCGUCCGGACGAACCACGGUCAAGUUGUCGAACCGCAGAGGGAGAUGUUGACACAGAAAGUGCGCACUGUGGGCAUCUCGCUGAUAGAUAGGAUACCCGGUCCUUAUGAUCUUAGCAUUGGCAAUAUUUGGGCGACGAACGCGAAUAGAGAGGACGAUAUUCUUUUGGAUACGCCAGGCCACAUUCAGGGACUUCCCAUUGGCUCGAAACGGCGAGGGGAUUAUAACAAGAACGUUGGGAGAAGAGACUCCGCUCAGGAGAAACCAGAGCGCGAUAUCACCGAGACAAAUAGUUAGGGAAGUAGAGAUUGCUCGAUCAUUUAGCAAUGGUACAUUCUGCGCAUGGAUCCUUUGCACUGUUUGCCAUGUAC